AUGACAGUUCAUGAAUGUAAAAUUGUUAAAAUACUGGAUAAAAACAUUAUAUUUAGAAAAUGUAAAAGUUGCUCAAAAUCAAUCGUUCGAAAAAAGACAAAUGAUAAAAAUGUUGAUAGUCUGGAUGUCUAUUAUUGUGGACAUUGUAAAAAAGAUGUUGAUGAAUUUAAAGUUAACUAUAAAUUAAAUUUGAUUUGUAUAAAUGUUCUUGAAAACACUAUGGACGUAUUUGAUGUUUAUGACGAAAUAGUUGAGUCAGUAAUGGGAUGUACAGCAGAAGAACUACUAGAGUAUUUGAAAGAAGAUGCAAGAUUAUUAGAUAAAAUUGAACAGCAGUUUAAAGGACUCUACUGCACUUUAGAAACGAAGAAUCGAAAAAGGGAUCAAGAAACAAGAGACCAAAAGAAAAGGGUUAUCAAGCUUAAGCUCUCUAAUGAUUUAAAAAUGAUUGACAUUUUAAAAAAAUUACAACAUGAAUAUGAUUCUUCUCUGAAUGCUAUUAAGAUCAAUGACUUGUUUAAUAACUGA
This is a messenger RNA of Cokeromyces recurvatus, 528 nucleotides long. RefSeq lists its product as uncharacterized. Bases 1 to 528 code for a protein of 175 amino acids. The transcript has 3 exons. NCBI's taxonomy places the organism in Eukaryota, Fungi, Mucoromycota, Mucoromycetes, Mucorales, Mucoraceae. The record is from RefSeq and is a predicted model, not a curated record.